Erpetoichthys calabaricus (reedfish) is the source of this 3409-nucleotide messenger RNA. Its product is annotated as NACHT, LRR and PYD domains-containing protein 3-like. The transcript is spliced from 9 exons. The record is from RefSeq and is a predicted model, not a curated record. Gene Ontology annotation, molecular function: protein binding. Gene Ontology annotation, cellular component: cytoplasm. The coding region runs from base 1 to 2961 and encodes 986 amino acids. Lineage: Eukaryota; Metazoa; Chordata; Cladistia; Polypteriformes; Polypteridae.
AUGGCUCCAUGUUCCUUGAAUUUGCAGAAGUUCAGGGGCUACGAAUCGCUGGAUCCUGGAUCUAGCUCACUGAGCCACAUUCUUGGACUUGGCCUCCAUGACACACACAAAAACGGUGAAUCGACAAGAAAUCUGGAUCAUCAGGCUUCUCCUGGACAUCCACACACCAGAGCUGUGGGCUUUGAAACUCAAUACCCAGACCUGAUUGUCAUUAAACAGUACAAAAGAACCUACAAUGAGAAGGUCCAUGAAUUUGAGAAGACGGGGAGACAACAAGCAGAGCUGAUAGAGGAGGAAACAGAAGAGAAAUAUAUGCGAAUCUGGGCUGAGCAGCUUUUUAGGAGGAGUGCUGGAAGUGAGAUAGACUCUAACAUUGUAGUGGUCAGUGGGAUGGCUGGAAUUGGGAAGACCACCAUGGUGCAGAAGAUCAUGUUUGACUGGGCCAGAGGCAUUCAGUACCAGAGGUUUGCAUUUGUGUUCCUGUUUAAAUUCAGGGAGCUCAACCUACUAGACACAGAGACAGAACCCCAGAUGUCUCUGACCAGGCUGGUUGUAAGGCACUAUAAAUAUCUCAAUGACCCAAGACUGAAGGAAAUCUUGCAGAAACCAGAAUCUCUCCUCUUUAUAUUUGAUGGUCUGGAUGAGUACAAACACAAAUUGGACUUCACACAGUGGCAGCUCUGCUCAGACCCAGAUGACGACUUCCCUAUCCACAUCCUGGUCACCAGCCUGGUCAGAAGAACAUUACUGAAGGGCUGCACAGUUUUAAUCACAAGUAGACCAUCAGCCCUGGAGACUCUGGACAUGAAGAGUUUUGAUCGAUUUGUAUGGCUCAAGGGGUUCUUCCCUGAACAAUUGCUGAUGUACUUUAAGAAGUUCUUUGGUGACACUGAUCAGGGCUCUGAGGCUUUUCAUUAUGUGGAGAAGAACCCCAUUCUGUACGCCAUGUGCUUCAACCCCUCGUACUGCUGGAUUAUCUGCUCUGUGCUGAAAAGCCAGUUCAUGACACCUGAAGAAGAAAGAGGAGCUGCCCCCAGAACUAUCACCGAGCUCUUGGUGAUGUUCCUUCGCAACAUCCUCACCAAUCACAAGCGAGAAGCCAAAGAUCAGCGAGAGAUUCUGGUCAAACUAGGAAAGAUGGCUUAUUAUGGGGUGGCUAACAAGAUUCUUGUGUUUUAUGACAAGUCUGAGAUGUCCACCUUUGGUCUCCAGCCAGUCCUGUCCUCUCUGUUCCUCUCAGAGUUCCUUAAAGAAAUCCUUCAGACAGAAAGCACUCUGGAGCACACAACCUACACAUUCUACAACCACACUCUGCAGGAGUUCAUGGCUGCCUUAUCAUUUUAUCUCGAUCCAUCAGGAGGCAUUGAGGAGCUGCUUGAGAAGCUAGACUCAUGUAACGAUGGCCGGUUUCAGAUUCUCACUCGAUUUUUAGCAGGACUGGCCAGACCUUCUAUGUUUAAAGCACUGAGAGAAGUCCUGGGAGAGUUUGAGAGGAAGACAGCAAAGCAAAUACUGGAGUGGGUGAAGAAGAAAGCUGAAGGGGCACUGAGAGGUGAAGAUAAAAGUGAAGCUCUGCGAGUGUGUCAGUGGCUUUGUGAGACUCAGAAUAAGAGAUUAAUCCGAGACGCCAUUGGGAAGGAUUUAAAGAUGGAGUUUAAUGAUAUGAUUUUAAGUCUUCUGGACUGUGCUGUGCUGGGCUCUGUCAUCAGCUGCUGUGGAGAACUUGAGGAGCUCAACCUGUCAGAGACACCACUGUCCUCACGGUGCAUCAGGAUCCUGGUGCCGGGACUCAUCUGCUGCAGACUUGUCAACCUGAGGUCAUGUGAUCUCACCCUUGAAUGUUGCUCAUUUCUGACCUGGGCUCUUACUGAUGAACACUCACGACUGACUGAGCUGGACCUGACCAACAACAGCCUGGAUGAUGAUGCAGUGUUUGAGAUCUGUGAGGGGCUGAGUGACCCAAACUGUAAAUUAAAGAAGCUGAGCCUGUCUGAUUGUCAUCUCACCUCUGGAUGUUGCUCAGAUCUCUCCUCAGCUCUCUCUUAUGAACACUCACGACUGACUAAGCUGAAGCUGAGCCACAACAACCUGGGGUAUUCAGGGGUGACCAAGCUGUGUAAGGGGCUGAGGAGCGAAAACUGUAAAUUAGAGAUAUUGAGUCUGAACUGUUGUGAACUCACCUCUGGAUGUUGCUCAGCUCUCUCCUCGGCUCUCUCUGAUGAAAACUCAACACUGAAUGAGCUGAACCUGAGCAAGAAUGAACUGGGGGAUUCGGGAGUGGAGCAACUGUGUGAGGGGCUGAAGAGUGAAAACUGUAAACUGGAGAAACUGAGACUGAUUGAAUGUCAUCUCACCUCCACAUGUUGCUCAGCUCUCUCCUCGGUUCUCUCUUCUGAACAUUCUCACCUGACUGAACUGGACCUAAGCGACAAUAAACUGGAGGAUUUAGGAGUGGAGCAACUGUGUGAGGGGCUGAGGAGUGAAAACUGCAAAUUAAAACUACUGGGGCUGUCUGAAUGUGGUCUCACCUCUGGAUGUUGUUCAGCUCUCUCCUCGGCUCUCUCUACUCCACACUCACCACUGACUGAUCUGGACCUGAAUGACAAUCAACUGGGGGAUUCAGGAGUGGAUCAGCUGUGUGAGGGGCUGAGGAGUGAAAACUGCAAAUUAGAACACCUGGGGCUGUCUGAAUGUGGUCUCACCUCUGGAUGUUGUUCAGCUCUCUCCUUGGCUCUCUCUGCUCCACACUCGCCAUUGACUGAUCUGGAUCUGAAUUACAAUCAACUGGGGGAUUCAGGAGUGGAUCAGCUGUGUGAGGGGCUGAGGAGUGAAAACUGCAAAUUAGAACACCUGGGGGUUUUUUGUGUCGGGAUCAGUGAGGAGAUGGAGAGGACACUGACGUCACUACAGGAGGAGCUGAGCAGAUCAGGGCGGCUAGUAAAGAUCAUACGAGAAGAGUAGCUUUGUGACCUGACUGAGCUCCCACUGGCGGAGUCCCCUGUCAACUCAUUUCCUCAGAUGCUCUACUGAAGGUUUCUCUUUAGUCUUCCUCCUACAUUUUGUUUUAAAGCUGUAAUGCAGUUAGCCUUUGACACAAACCAAUACAUGUUUCUAUGAGUUUCCACCUAAGUUCCUCAAAGCUCCAUGAUAGCAUGAGCACUAAUCCAAAGAUAAUAGUAACAGCGGUGUCACCAAGUUGUCUACCUUAGACUUACUGGAUUCAUCUUACGUUACCUUGUGACGAUAAUUAACAUGAACUGAUGUGUGACGAUAUGGUGUGGACACAAGGUGACGAGAAGAGACCAUCAGUCAGUACAGUGAUCAGUGUGGAUGACACCCUUCAAAUGUUCAUUUUAACAUUAUGAGUGCCUGUGGCCCACUCUAGACAAGCUAAAAAGAGCACGCAUUU